Portunus trituberculatus (swimming crab) is the source of this 720-nucleotide messenger RNA. RefSeq lists its product as uncharacterized. The transcript has 2 exons. NCBI's taxonomy places the organism in Eukaryota, Metazoa, Arthropoda, Malacostraca, Decapoda, Portunidae. The record is from RefSeq and is a predicted model, not a curated record. The coding region runs from base 124 to 720 and encodes 198 amino acids.
UCGGCGUUUGAGGACAGAGAGAAACCUUCCUUGCCACAGACGGGGUUGUUUGGAGAGAGACAGAAACGUCCAUCGCUCCCACGCACGCCCUUUUGGCAGACACCUUGGUUUAACGAGGAAUGGAUGGAUCUACGUGAUGAACUGAAAACAAAGUCUGAAACGAGUCGAGAGGACGAUUCAAAUUCUGUCAAUAGUUUGAAGGGAGAACCGAGUACCACCUCUGAGAAUUAUGAAAAGGACGCGCACGCCAUGACAGAAAAUAAGUAUGUGAGUAAAACAAAAUUCACACAAGAUCUUGGUGUCGUGAACCAAGUAGAGCCAGUCUUCAAGGGAACUGUCUGGAACACGCUCAGAACUGACGUCAAGAAAGUAUUCUCAGAUUUCAGUACCAGACUCCUGCGGCCUCCCUCCAGCGAUGUGUUGAACAUGAGGCCGCUAAUAAGAGGAGACAGAGACAUGCUUCAUUUUGGCAAGACAGACCAAGAGACACCCAAGCCUACGAGCAUAGUAAAAGCUACUCUCAAACGCAACAGCGCAAGAAUUGUGCCCGAGGGGAAUCCUGAAGCGCUCCCUAUUAACAAAUAUGUCGACCACUCCCUAGAUCGACCGACUGUACCUACACCUGACGUCUCGCCUAUGGAGGGCAGUACCUCCACCACUACUAAAUCGGUGUGUAUUCUACUCUUGUGUACAUUGAGUAAUUGUUGCUUCACCUCAUAG